Drosophila gunungcola (fruit fly) is the source of this 1167-nucleotide messenger RNA. Its product is annotated as putative gustatory receptor 98c. The record is from RefSeq and is a predicted model, not a curated record. Gene Ontology annotation, biological process: sensory perception of taste. Lineage: Eukaryota; Metazoa; Arthropoda; Insecta; Diptera; Drosophilidae. Gene Ontology annotation, cellular component: neuronal cell body; membrane; dendrite. Gene Ontology annotation, molecular function: sweet taste receptor activity.
AUGGAAACCCAUCGCAGUCGUCUGCUGUCAUCAGCUCGUCCCUAUCUGCAGGUUCUAUCCGUGUUCGGGCUCACUCCUCCGCCCCUUUUUUUCGCCAGGACAUUGCACAGGCGGCGUAGGUGCUGCUUGAUGGCAGGAUACGGCAGCUUUGCAGUUGGAAUCCUUCUGACGGUCGUCUAUGAGUGCUAUGCAAAUAUUGGGGCCUUUCACCAGGAGUUGCAUCAGUUCCAAGUAGAGGACUUUACCAAAGUAAUGGGACGAACGCAGAAAUUUCUCGUGGUGGCCAUGGCCUUUUUCAAUCAUCUUAACAUGCUGCUGAACUUUCGUCGCCUUAAACGUAUCUAUGAGGACAUUGCCGAUCUGGAAAUGGAGAUAGACAAUGCCGCGAAGGACUUCUGUAGACGGAGACAGUGGUGGAGCUUACGAUUGCGAUUGGCCGUUGGCGUGGGAUUGUGGAUCGUGCUGCUCGUGGGUCUUCUACCUCGCUUUACCAAUGGACGCAUUGCAUCCUUCCACUGGGCAAAUCAACUACUCACCCAAAUCAUCCUGAUAAUGCUUCAACUCAAAGGCCCCGAGUACUGCUUGUUCGUACUUCUGGUCUACGAGCUGGUUCUCCGAGUGCGCCAUGUCCUCGACCAGAUUCAUGCCGAACUUGAGGACUGCGAUUCUAGGGAUAGGAUUCAGGAACUGUGUGUGGCUCUGACAAACCAACUGCUGGUUGGGCGAAUUUGGAGCUUGGUGGGUGAGAUUGGCUGUUAUUUCACCCUCUCCCUGCCGCUGGUGAUUCUAUACAAUGGACUGACUAUUCUGCACAUGGUCAACUGGGCUAUCAUAAGAUCUAUCAAUCCGAUCGAUGGCUAUCAACAUAAGCGAUUCGGAUCUAGUCUUUUACUAUCGGUCAAUCUAUUACUGGUAUGCUUAUAUAGUGAGCGCUGCAUUAAAGCUUACAGUAGCAUCUCACAUGUUAUUCACAAAAUUGGUUGCUUGUCCACAGCUGAAAAAUUGCCAAUGCUUAAAAUGGGCCUAAGGGAAUACUCCUUGCAAAUGCAACACCUGAAGCUAAUCUUCACCUGCGGCGGCUUAUUCAACAUUAACCUUAAGUACUUUGGAGGGAUGGUUGUCACUAUACUCGGCUAUCUCAUUAUUUUAGUACAGUUCAAAAUUUAG